Molecule: messenger RNA, 405 nt
Organism: Neurospora hispaniola
Lineage: Eukaryota; Fungi; Ascomycota; Sordariomycetes; Sordariales; Sordariaceae
Exons: 1
Coding region: 21-260 (79 amino acids)
Source: RefSeq, a predicted model, not a curated record
GGCAGUUAUACAACACAACAAUGUCCCAUUGUCUUUGUGUGUGUGUGUGUGUGUGUGUGUGUGUGCGUGCGUGUGUGGAUGUGUGUGUCUGUCAACCAGAGCGGCUGCGGUACACUGCAAGGCACAGGAACCGGGAACCUCAGGAACGCACGUGCAGGCAUUGGAUUUUGGCGAGAAAGAAUUCAGGAACCGCUCGCUGUGAUUGGCGAAAGCUGUUGAGUGCCAGGGUCUUUGCGCAGCAUCAACAGGGGAGGAGAUGAGCAGAGGCCACCCUCUCAUGGACUACGGGGGGAUGGAGGAAACUGGAGAUUGGCCAAGAUUGGCCAGAGGCUUCUAUUUUUCCAUUACCAUGAGAAGAGGACGCCAUCCAUCAGCAAUUUUCCACCGCUUCGAUGUUUGUUUCAU